GGACCCCAUUCCUUAUGACACUCCCAAGCCAGCAGGACACACCAGGUUUGUGUGUGUGUCAGACACACAUUCGCGUACAGACGGCAUCCAGAUGCCCUACGGCGACGUGCUGCUGCACAUGGGUGACUUCACCGAGCUGGGCCUGCCCUCCGAGGUUAAGAAGUUCAACGACUGGCUAGGGGGCCUCCCGUACGAGUUUAAGGUGGUGAUCGCUGGAAACCAUGAGCUGACCUUUGAUAAGGACUUUAUGGCCGAGCUGGUCAAGCAGGAUUACUACCGAUUCCCCUCAGUCUCCAAACUGAAACCAGAGGACUUUGACAAUGUCCAGUCGCUCCUCACAAACUGUGUGUACCUGCAGGACUCGGACGUCACCAUAAAGGGAUUCCGGAUAUACGGGGCGCCAUGGACUCCGUGGUUUAACGGCUGGGGGUUCAACCUGCCUCGGGGUCAGUCUCUGCUGGAUAAAUGGAACCUCGUCCCUGAAGGCAUCGACAUCCUGAUGACCCACGGACCUCCACUCGGUUUCCGAGACUGGGUCCCCAAGGAGCUGCAGCGGGUCGGCUGUGUGGAGCUGCUCAACACAGUGCAGAAGAGGGUGCGACCCAAACUUCAUGCCUUUGGAGGCAUUCAUGAAGGCUACGGGAUCAUGACAGACGGCUUCACGACGUUCAUCAACGCGUCGACCUGCACCGUCAGCUUCCAGCCUACCAACCCCCCCAUCGUGUUCGACCUGCCCAACCCCUCCAGCUCCUGAGACCAGAGGACAGGGGUGGGGACGGUCACGGGCUCGAUAAACUACUUUUUUUCUAUAAAUAUGUCAAGUUUAAAAAAAAAAAAAUUCUAAGUGUUUCUUUGCAAACUUUUGGUCUUCUCCAAGCUGUUGUUGAGAUUGAGAAGAUUUGGAGACAUGGGGUGGGGUGGGGAGUUUGUCGGGGAGGGUUAAAGGAGAAUACCGGUGUUUUCUGUUUUUUUCUUCUAAUCGUGCCAACAGUGCUGGUUUCCCUCUGAGGUUUUUGUUUUCAACACAGUCAGCGUAGUUGCAGAUAUCAGGGUUUGUUUUCCUCCAGAAGGAGAAGAGUGUUUUUCAAUCUCGUCUGUCUGAAAAAACAACUGCCACAUUGCGAGGUAAUCCAUGAAGAAACUUUGUCUUUUGUCCUGAUUUCAUCCUGCAGAGUUCAGCAUUUUUAUAUCAACGCUUCUCAGUGCUCUGCUUCCUGUUAAUCGCCUGUGGCCACGGAAAGAAAUGGAAACUUCAUCCAGAAAAUAAUCCUUUAAAAAUUCGUUGCCUUGAUGAUUUAAGUUGAUGAUGUCUGAUGACACAGUUGGAGUUAUUUUCAACAUAACAAGCUUGUUUUCUUGAGAUCACAAAUCAGUGUGUUUUUGGGUUGCAGGAAAAUACUUUGUAUUUUUUUUACAUUCCUAAAAUAUCUCUUGAAUUUUUUUUUUCCAUGGUCACAAAAAAUACAAUUUCAGCAUCACAAGAAAACAUCAGGCUGAAUCCAAAUGUCCACCCUCUGGACAUGUGGACUUCAGUCGUACUGUGAUGUGUUCACUGUCAUCAUGUAAAGACUGCAAGCAGCUGAUCGACAGCCCUUGAGUCCUCUUUGGCCUUUUGUACUUUAGUACUCUUAUAUUUGCAUGUCCUUGAUCAUUUGGAAAGUUUUUAUUUAAAGAAAGAAAAAACAAGUGUUAGUCAAACUAAUUAUGCAAUGUGAGAUGAAUUUGGGUGGCAUGUUAAACUGAGCUAUGAGUGACGCCGGUAUUCUCCUUUUGUCAGAGGGAUUUUGUGGUUAAACAAUCUUGCUCUUGAUAAAUAUUGGUCAGAUCUGUAACAUAAAUGAUGCUUUGUGAAUUUGUACAAUUUCUUUGUGUUUGGUUUGCAUUGGCCGGACAAUGGAUGCCAUUGUUUUAUGUUGUAUCAUCUGAUAUUUUGUGUUUAGGUCUUUUUUUUUUUUUUUUUCUUGUCAGUUCGUCUUUUCUUAUUGGCUGACAGGGACGCUGCCUUAAACUAGCUUUAAUGUUCUCAGCUAGAGCCCCACUCUCUGCGAGCUCAGAGAAAAGUCCUUAUUUAUUACCCCGCAGAACAACACCUGACUAACGCAGGGACAGAAAGCUAUCAAAUUACAGCCCGAAAAAUUAACUUUGUAACAUCCCGUUAUGGAUUUCUGAUCUAAUUUGGAAAAUGUAUGUAUAAAAUAUAUAAAUAUAUAUAUUAUAUAUUCAUGUUGUAAAACAUCUGUACUAAAAGUUGUGUUUGACAAAAAAAAGAAAAAAGAAAAUCUGGUGCAUUAUUUUCAUUAUGCACCUGUAUAAUUGACCUGUUUCUUUAAUGCUCCCAUCAGACGCUCUUUCUUUCAUGUUUUUUGUAUCGACUCUCCCGGUAGGGUAGACAUUCAUUUUUGGAUGAGAGAGGAAAAUUUGUCAGAGUCACAAUCUAACAGGUGCUGGUUGUUCCCAACAACGCGCCUGCCUAAACCUGGUAAAGUUGUCCUUUAAAGUGUAAAUCUGAUAGUAUUUGUGUUUUAUUGCUUUCUUUUUUUCUAAUUUUGCACUGUGUGUAAAUGCAAUCUUGCUAGCACAAAAAAAAAAUGUUGCCAAUAGUUGUCUCAACUUUGCCGCUGUAAAUGCUCUUUCCGUGCUCUGUUCCUCUCUCGCUCUUUCUCUGAUUGUAUCCCUCUUCAUGGAAAUGUUAGUUCUCUCUUUCAGUUCAUUGUGAUAUAUUUAGCUGCCUUUAUAUGCAAAUAAAAUUGCAAGAUUUUUACUUAUCAA
Epinephelus lanceolatus (giant grouper) is the source of this 2769-nucleotide messenger RNA. It is a transcript of the gene mpped2a, whose product is annotated as metallophosphoesterase domain containing 2a. Lineage: Eukaryota; Metazoa; Chordata; Actinopteri; Perciformes; Serranidae. The record is from RefSeq and is a predicted model, not a curated record. Gene Ontology annotation, molecular function: hydrolase activity.